Molecule: messenger RNA, 1378 nt
Organism: Cyprinus carpio (common carp)
Lineage: Eukaryota; Metazoa; Chordata; Actinopteri; Cypriniformes; Cyprinidae
Exons: 6
Coding region: 22-1212 (396 amino acids)
Source: RefSeq, a predicted model, not a curated record
GAACGUGAACGAAUGAAAUGAAUGAAAUCGAAAUUAAACCCGUUGUUUUAUUCUAUACAUAUAUUAUUAUUUUUACUUUGUAAAAAAGAAAUGAAGCUCCGAUCUAUUUUGAUCACAGCGUUGUUGUUUUUACUCGAAUAUGGUGUUUUUAGUGUUGGCACUGAUGGACUGUCAGCAUUUGUGAUGGAUGAAGAUGCAGUCACUCUACACACUAAUGUUGAAACAAAACAACAAGAAGAUAUAAAAUGGUAUUUUGAUGACACUAGAAUAGCUCAAAUCAGUGGAGAUCUCAGUUAUAUCUGUACAGAUGUUAACUGUAUCAAAAGUACAGAGAGAUUCAGAGACAGACUGAAGCUGGAUCAUCAGACUGGAUCUCUGACCAUCAUGAACACCAGAGAACCAGACUCUGGAGAUUAUGAAUUAAAGAUCAUCAGCAUCAGAAAAAGCAGCGAAAAGACCUUCAGUGUUACUGUUUAUGAUGUUCCUGCUGCUGAACGAGAUGAAAUGAAGAGAAAGUCAGUGAAGGAGGGAGAAUCUGUUACUUUAGAUCCUGGUGUCAUGAAAACCCCAAAUUAUUUGAUGACGUGGUAUCUUAAUGGCAUUUGCAUCGCUGAAAUCUGUGAAGAACCCAGAAUGAUCUGUACAGAUGUUCAGUGUAAUAAUGGCACUGAUAGAUUCAGAGACAGACUGAAUCUGGAUCAUCAGACUGGAUCUCUGACCAUCAUGAACAUCAGAAACACAGACUCUGGACUUUAUAAACUACAGAUCAGCAGCAACAGAUUCACCAUCAAAAGGAGCUUCAGUGUUACUGUCUCUGUUUCAGGUCUGUCUGCAGGUGAAAUAGCAGGAAUUUGUGCUGCUAUCCUGCUUAUAGCUGCAUCUGUUUGUGGGUUUUAUUUUUACAAGCGUCGAGUAAAAAGAAAAGACACCAGGACGCAGCACAAUGAUCAGGUGAAUGGUGUUUAUAAUUUGUCUCCUGAUCAGAAUGAUGUUCCACUGAUGGAUGUUGCUCAUGAGAGGUCCUCUAAUCACACUAAUGCUCUAGUGAUGAACACUUCCAAUGACUCGUCCUCUAAUCACACUGAUGCUCUAGUGAUGAACACUUCCAAUGACUCGUCCUCUAAUCACAUUGAUGCUCUAGUGAUGAACACUUCCAAUGACUCGUCCUCUAAUCACAUUGAGAUUGAGCCUGCGGCUGCCAGUGAGAUCUAACAUUACUAAUUAUUUUGAUAUGUUCAUGUGAAGUGAAGAGAGGAUCGAGAACAGAUAAAUUUUCUUGUUUCCAAUCCUCUCUUCAUCAUAAGACAAGCUCUUGCUGCUCAGAGAAUAGUGUCAUCAUACCAAGACUUUUGGUGUCACUUCCAAUAUCAAGUGAAAU